AUGACUCCAAUAGCACUGACCUUAGUGGAGAGAAGGAUGGCGGCUCCAUUCACUGAGAUGGAGCCUGUGGACAGCAGGUUGGCGGGGGUGGAGAUCAGUUCUGAACGUGUUGACUUUCAGAUGAUUAGGCAUCAAAACAUCAGUGACAGCCAUCCACUGGAUGGAUCUGUUGGGACCCAGGCAUCCAUUGUCCAUGCCUUUCGAGGUAGGGUCAACAUCCCAGUCAACAAUGCUUUGAUUGAAUGGGAUGGAAUCUUGGACUACGAGAAUGGUUCUGCUGUGUUGCUUUAAGCCCCUCUGGCGGCUAAGCUGUUUAGCAAGAUGGCCUGUGUCCUAGCCAAGAUGGAUGAAGGUCCAACUUUGGACGAUAUUAGUAAGGCCCUGGACCACCAGGCUUUAAAGCAUUAUCCAUCCACUCGAGGCCUGACCUACACUGUUUUACCCAGCCGGGUCAAGGACUUAGCCCAGUACGGAGUGCCCAACAAGGACGUGUGCCGACAGGUCCCCACCUACUUUGUCCUAGAGCAAAAAGAAGGUACUGCACUGGCUAUUGACCCCAAUUCCUGUUUCCAAGUCCAAAUUCUGUCCUUCCUGAGACUCUCCAUCUGUGGGGAGCUCCCUGGGCUCUGA
Molecule: messenger RNA, 630 nt
Organism: Globicephala melas (long-finned pilot whale)
Lineage: Eukaryota; Metazoa; Chordata; Mammalia; Artiodactyla; Delphinidae
Source: RefSeq, a predicted model, not a curated record